Olea europaea var. sylvestris is the source of this 3814-nucleotide messenger RNA. Its product is annotated as pentatricopeptide repeat-containing protein At5g40400. The transcript is spliced from 8 exons. The record is from RefSeq and is a predicted model, not a curated record. Gene Ontology annotation, molecular function: protein binding. Bases 202 to 2073 code for a protein of 623 amino acids. NCBI's taxonomy places the organism in Eukaryota, Viridiplantae, Streptophyta, Magnoliopsida, Lamiales, Oleaceae.
AAAUUAUCGAAUGAGAAACGCUAGAAUGAGGGUUUAAUUGUACAAAAAACAGAAAAGGGCUAUUGUUUCGUCUUCCUCAAUUUGCUGCUUGAAACUGGAAAGGGAUUUUGGAGGAAAAAGGAUCCCCGAUUGGAAUUCCCCGGUUAACAACUCGGUAUACUCUAUUUCGAUAUUCCUAACUUGUUUACCUUGAAUGCAUUGAUGAUUCGAAUGCUAAAAUCAGUUGACUAUUUACCUUCAGUUUCGACACUCAUUUUCACGAACAAAAUUUUUCAAUCAAACUCCAAAGAUUACUCAUCAUCGUCUCUCCAGACAAUAACGGAAUCUAAUCAAACCAAAAUUUUCAUAACAAACCCGCUUUACAAUUUUCUUUCCGAAACCCAAAAUCCGAAUAACCUGGUCAAUCUUAUCUGUUCAUCUCUCAAGCAAAAGAACGAUGCCCAUCUGGCCCUUCUCCAAGAGAAAGGAUUAUUUCGUGAGUUCACGAACCAUGAAAUGUUUAGGGUUUUGCUUAGAUGCCAAGCUGACUCAUCCACUGCUCUUGCGUUUUUCAACUGGGUAAAGAAUGACCUUGAUAAACAACCAAGCACUCAAAACUACUGUAUCAUUAUUCAUAUUUUAGCAUGGUCUAAAAAUUUUAAGCAAGCAAUGGAAGUAAUGUUGGAAUUGGUAGAGUUGAAAAGAAAUGUGAAUUCUUCAGAAAGUUUGACGGUCUUUAAGAUCUUGCUUAAUUGUACUGAUAAGUGUAAUUGGGACCCUGUUGUAUUUGACAUGCUUAUCAAGGCUUAUCUCAAAAAGGGUAUGGUUCGAGAAAGUUUUCAAGCUUUUAGGAAAGUGGUAAAGCUAGGAUUUGUUCCAAGCACUAUUACGAUUAACUGCUUGUUGAUUGGGAUUUCGAGGAUGAAUUGUGGUGAAAAGUGCUGGGAAAUUUAUGAGGAAAUGGUAAGAAUCGGGGCUCAUCCCAACUCAUGUACCUUUAACAUAUUGACUCAUGUUUUGUGCAAGGAGGGAGAUGUGAAUAAGGUGAACAAGUUUUUGGAGAGAAUGGAGGAAGAAGGAUUUGAUCCCGACAUUGUGACCUAUAAUAUGCUUAUUGAUAGCUAUUGCAAAAAGAGGAGAUUGAAGGAUGCUGUUUAUAUGUAUAAUAUCAUGAAUAUAAGAGGUGUGAUGCCAGAUUUGAUCACACACACGACCUUGAUAAAUGGCCUUUGUAAGGGAGGUAAUGCAAGAGAGGCUCAUCGGUUGUUUCAUCAAAUGAUUCAUAGAGGGCUGAAACCGGACGUAUUCUCAUACAAUACUCUUAUAUGUGGAUAUUGCAAGGAGGGAAUGAUGCAAGAGGCGAGGUCUUUGGUGCUUGACAUGAUUGACUGUGGGGUUAACCCUGAUAGUUUCACUUGUUGGAUGCUUGUAAAAGGAUAUCAGAGUCAGGAUAAGUUGAUUUCUGCGAUGAAUUUGGUGGUGGAGCUCUUGCGGUUUAGAGUGUCCAUAUCUGGAUAUGCAUAUGAUUAUUUGAUCUUUGCUUUGUGCAAGGAGAAUCGACCAUUUGCAGCAAAAUCCCUUUUGGAAAGAAUAUCUCAAGAUGGCUAUGAGCCAAAUGCGGACAUCUACAAUGAGUUGAUUGAUUCUCUUUGCAAAAGUAGUAGUUCAGUGGAGGAGGCACUGAAAUUGAAAGUAGAGAUGGUAGCUAAGGAUGUAAAGCCUAAUUUAUGUGCAUAUAGAGCUAUUAUUAGACGUUUGUGUGGAUUAAACAGAAGCAAGGAGGCCGAAUCUUUGAUGCGAGAAAUGGUUGAAUCUGGCUUCCAACCUGAUGUUGAAAUUUGCAGAGCUUUGAUGAAUGGGCAUUGCAAGGAGAAAAACUUCCGAGAGGCAGAAUCAUUGUUGGGCUCCCUUUCUAAGGAAUUUCAGAUCUUUGAUGCAGAAUGUUAUAAUGCACUUGCUAGUUUGCUCUCAGAGGAAGCUGGCACUACUGAGUUGAUGGAAUUCCAAGAUAGGAUGAUGAAAGUAGGUUUUGCACCAAAUAUUUUGACAUGUAAGUAUGUAAUUGAUGGAAUGUCGAAAGCCAAAGGAGUGUAAAAAUGUUAUUUCGGUGGCUUGCUAUUGUAUAAUCCUUAACUUCAUUUUCAAUCCACCUUCUCUUAAAAGAGGCAAUCCCAGGAUCUCUGUUCAUUUGUGUAGCCCUCAUUUUAACACUUCAUUCCCUUAGUUACUGUUCAUUCACUGAUUCCUCCAAACAUCUCUCAUAUAAAAGUGGCUUUUGCUCUCUCUCUCUCUCUGCAAGUCCUCUGCUUUUGGACGAGCUCCUCUCUCGACCAAACCUUAAAUAAGAAGAAGAAAGAUGGGAAUUUUACAUUAGUUCAGUUGAAACAAGGGAAUCAAGUUCCAGCGGUUUUUGAUCGAACUGGGGAGGAAGUUCAGUGCCCUUUAUUGAAUUGAAACAAAGGGGAUAAAGUUCCAGCAGUUUUGAUCGAAUUGGGGAAGAAGUUCAGUGGCCUUUAGCGAAACAGGAGGCCGCGGUUUUCUUUUUCCCCUCUAGCUUAAGAGACUCUACCCAUAAAUUACUGUUCAUUAGUGAUUUCCUCAUAUUCACAAAUGAAUCCCCCUAGCUCUUUCUCCACAACCAAACGAAAACCUUAAGGGAAGAAGAAAGUUAAAACACUUGAUGGCGGUUGAGCCCGACACACAGCGGUGGUAUCUGCAGAGCUUCAGCAAAGCGAAGAUCAAUAGACAAGUGAGAGCUUCGAUGGCCAAUGUGUUGAGAAGGUAUUGAAUGUUUCCAUACCAUGCGUUGUGAAAGUUUUCUUCUCCGACUGAUGAUGGUGUACACAUCAGCUGAAGCUGUCAUGGAGUUCUAGCAUUCUGUAGAGACUGGAGGGUGUUUUGUAUAUGGGCGAAGCAGAAAAUUCUUACAGGGAAAGAGUAGAUUGCAAAAAAAAAAAAAAAGUGUUCUUUUGGAUCACUGGGUGGUUACAGAUCCUGGUGGGAUUUAUUUUUGUUUGUGAAGUUCCAUUUUCCCAUGGAGCUACCAAUCCUAAUGAUGAUUGAGAAAAAAAUGGAAGGAUGGGGUAGUUGAAGUAGAGACUGAGGAUAAAGACACCGAAGGUGCCAGGACGUCUAUGAUACCACACAUGUUUAUAAAACUCUCAUUGCUUCUGAUACCAGCACUUAUGGUGGUUUCUGUUCCUUGUCAAGCUGCGAAGGAUUGCUUCCCCCCACCGGACUAUAAACAACAGAGGCCUUCUCAGGAGCUUGUUGCUGAGGAUAUACAUAGGAUUGAGUGGAAAUUUUGGCAUAUCUGCAGAGUUGUCUUACUCUUUAGUAAAUCUUGCUCAAGGCAAAAGAGCUGCAAACGAAGCUUUGCAGCAAAGACUUGGGGUUGAAAAAGGCUGAUCUGCCUUUGGUAGGAAUUAUCACCCACAUAACUCAUCAGAAGGGAAUACACCUUAUUAAACAGGCUAUCUGGCGCACCCUGGAAUGCAAUGGAUGGGUAUUCUUUAUUUUCUCUGCUUUUCUUCCGCAUAUGAACUAAUGACAAUGGCAUUCAAAUUAAUUUCCCUCCCCUUGUUUCUUACGACUAUUAUUCUUGGGCAUGAAUAAUGUUUUAUUCCGUCCGGUUUGGAAAUCACGACGACGUGGUUCUGAGACCAAACAAAGCUAAUCUGGGGUAGCAACUCUUGUUGGCUAAUUGUUUUAUGUCUGCAUUAGAGUUUACUUUAUCACCUCAUGUUCUUCAUAUGUUUCGUUGACUGUAUUUUAUGGGUGACAUUAUAUGUAAAUUUACCUCAUCAAAUCAAAUCAAUUUUUAAUUUUUUUGUAA